AUGGCAGGAGAAGAGGAGGAAAGCAGGAACAAGAAGGAAACACGUAUCAGGUCUGUAAGUGUUUUUCAUUUAAAAAAUCUUUCUUCUGCAUGUCUGUCUGUCCUUCAGGGUUUUCGGCUGCUGGGGAUCCUUGACGUCCAGAACACUACAUGUGCCAGAGAGGCCAUCCUGCACGGGGCUGGAGGCUCACUCACUGCUGGCCUGCUGCACUUUCUGGCCACAAGUCGGGUAAGGAGGUCUUUUGAUGUUGGAUUUGCAGGCUUUAUGCUGACCACUCUCGGCUCCUGGUUUUACUGCAGGAUGAACAACGCUAAGCUUCGAGUGCAGCAGAGAAUGAUCCAGGGCGGCAUCAAGAACAAGGUGGUUUAUGAAGGAACUACCGUAGACCCCACAAUUAAACCUGGAGCAGAAUCAGGACCCUCAUGACUUCCAGGACUGAGAAUCCUGCCCCUCCUCUGUGACGGCUGGGAGGACAAAAGAGGACAAUGGCAGGGCUACUUCAAAGACAUAACAACCAGUUUUUUGUCUUUCGGAAAACUGACUUCUGCUGCACUAAUCAUGGACAGAUUGAGUUAUUUAAUGUGUGCUGUUUUUCCUUUUUUAUGGCUGACAACUUGCGAUACAGCAAAUCCAAUGGGUUAAAUCUUCAAUUCCAUCCAACCAAAAAUAAACUGUUGGAUGGUAAGAGUAAGCUGUACAGAUCCUGAAACACACAAAACGUGUUUUACUAUAAUCUUUUCUAAAUAUUGCUCAACCCCUUGAACUGAUCCAACAAAUGUACCACUUACUUUCUCAUUCCGCUGAAGAUAGAUAGAUAGAUACUU
Messenger RNA from Labrus mixtus (cuckoo wrasse), 824 nucleotides. Its product is annotated as cytochrome c oxidase assembly protein COX20, mitochondrial. NCBI's taxonomy places the organism in Eukaryota, Metazoa, Chordata, Actinopteri, Labriformes, Labridae. The record is from RefSeq and is a predicted model, not a curated record. The coding region runs from base 1 to 426 and encodes 141 amino acids. Gene Ontology annotation, biological process: mitochondrial respiratory chain complex IV assembly. Gene Ontology annotation, cellular component: mitochondrion; mitochondrial inner membrane. The transcript has 4 exons.